Messenger RNA from Mesocestoides corti, 2769 nucleotides. Lineage: Eukaryota; Metazoa; Platyhelminthes; Cestoda; Cyclophyllidea; Mesocestoididae. The record is from the annotation of a GenBank genome assembly.
AACCAAGUUAAGCUGCCCUACUUUGAGUCGUGCGACCUGGGUCUGUUGAAGGAAAUAAUAAAUGAAAUUGACCCGAAAUAUUUCUCCUCGAAUAUAGACUGUGGGCGUUUUGAAAUUCACAACAUCCUUGGUCAAGAUUACCGUGACGGGAAAGUCAUUGGCGAUCGUGUCAAGGUUUUGGAAAAGCAAAGCGUUGCGGUGUGCCGCCACUUGUCCCAUCUGAUCCUUGAGAGGCAGCCACAUUAUCAGCGUGAAUUUAACAAUGUCAUGCUUUUGCGAGAAAUGAACGGGGAUGCCUAUGAGCAGUGCAUUGGAGCUCGGAAGUCUCUUGACAAUUUGUUGAAAAGCAUCGUGGAGCCUCAUGCACUGGUGAUUCGGAACCACAAGCGGCGUCUUCGAUUAAAACUCGUGUUGGAGGUUCUUAAACGAAUUCGCACAUUGCAAAACAAUGUGACCACCCUGUAUAAGCUCAUUAAGGAAAACCGAUUUUGUGAGGCGAUUUCUUUACACCGACAAAGCUGUCAGGUUACGGAAGACUUCAAACCCUACGGUUGUGUUGAGUCAUUGCAGCAUUGUUUGCGUUCUGCCAAUCUUAAGAUUGACGAUGCCCUUGAUGCUGUUCUUGCCAGAAGCUGUGAAAACUUCGACCCCGUCCAGUACUCGAUGAUACAGAAAGCGUUUGCACGGCUAGGCAGCACAAUGACGACUGUAGCUCAGCUGCAGCUUCAUUACACCAAAACAAUUCACACCUGCGCCGCCUCCGCGGUAGCGAAUUUUGUCGAGGGAAGCAGUGCCACUGAAUCUGGGAACAGUGUCGAAUUUGAGCAUCUCUGCGAGAGUCUUACUGCUGCCAGUCUCGUUCCCGCCCUGUCGAGUCUGUGUAAGGCGCUCUGGAAUGUUCUGGUUUGCUAUCACCGCACUGCCCUCUGGCACGACAACGCCUCGAGGAAGAGUGACGUCUGCGAGGUGCCCGGCGAUUCCACGAACCCCGUCGACGCGAGCGACGAGGUCCACGCACCCGAGCUGGUUAGGCAGUGGCACGGCUACGUAGCCUCCAAGCUCAACUUGAACCGCGGCCGCGUGUGGAUGGACGUCGUGUCGAGUGUUCGUCCCGUCCUCGUCGCCAUCGCCUCCAACGCGAGGCAGCUUGGUUUCCAGGAGAUUGUGUCGACGCUGAAUAUUGUUAAUCGAUUGGUACGUGUUGGCGAGGAGUUUGCUGGGCACGUAUCCUUCGACCUGCAGGAAGUUCUUCGCAACUCCAUUCACGGUUUCUUCAACGAAUUCCACCGCAAACACAUGGAGCAUCUGCGCUUGUUUCUGGAUCACGAAAGAUGGGAACAGGUCCCCGUGCGACCGGGCUUCUCGCUUUUGGAUUUGCAUGAGUUUCAGCCAUUAACUGAUCUGUUCACAACGAACGAGGACAAUUGCUCUGCGGACUCCGGGUUGUCGGCCGCCUCACCGACACGUGAGAAGCUGUUCAAGGAGCCCUACGAUUACAGUCUCUUCGAUAUCGCAGGUGAGGACAAAUUCGGUGAGCCCAAAGUUCCCGUGGACGCUCCUUCACCCCCUUCCCAAAAUUUAGAAAGCUCCGUGGUUGAUCUCAACUCUAACUCGUCGUCUUCACGCGAGCCAAAACCUGCUCCCUCGGAAUUGGUCUUCGCGAACACGACAAUCGAGGUCCUUCGCUUGUUUGGUCGUUACCUGCAGGUGAUGCGUUUGCUGCAACCGAUCGCGAGCGAGGUCAUGCACUGCAUCGGCCAACUGUUCGACUACUACAUGUUUGUCACAUCCCGAGGCGAUGCCGAUCAAUUGCCGGAUCACUUGAGGAAAGCCCUCACUCGCAUUUCCAGCCGUCUAAUAGCCCCAGCUGGACAUCCAUCCGUGGAAAAGGGGAAUCGUUUCGUGGUGCCUGAUUGCAUACUUGCCACCUCGACCAAGCAGCUCAAUGGCAAAGCAGCGGACAUCUCUGACCUCGGCGAAAUCUCCGAUCUGCUGCAGCGUCACCUUGUUGGCGCGGAGUCCCUGGAUCUUCUUCCCCAUCUUCGAGAAUGCCUGCCCGAGAGUAAGCGUGGCCUCUUAGACGUCUUCCGCGACCAGUCCCUCGUCACGACCUUGGAGGUUCGUGAUGCCACCGCCGUGCGUCUGGCGUCUCGCAUUUUGCCUCGCCUCCUCGUUAUUUGCGGGCAAUCGAAACGCGAUUCCAACGACUCGUGUCAGGACCUCACUGGUCUCCUUCGCCAGAUGAUUGCCGCGAAUCCCCGGUGGACGUCGAAAGCCGUCGCGACCGAGCCCAGUCCCUACCUGCGGCAGGUGAACGCCGCCGUCGCGCGCCUCUCCAGCACCCUCAAGGCUCUCCCACCGCUGGGCGGGUCGGCUGCACGUCGAGCGCUGUGGAAGGGCGUUAUGUGUUGGCUCUCCAUGGAGCUUUUGGAGGGACUGGCCGGAGUGCUCGACUGCUCUGAGGAGGGGCGCAGUCAAAUGCUCCUCGACAUUCAGUCGGUUGCCUUGCUCUGCGAAACCGAGGCUGGAAUCAGGCCCUUUGUAAAUCUCAACAUCUUGGUCGACUACGUCCAAGCCUUCUUUGUCCCCACACGUGAAUGGGGCCACUGGUUGGAAAGCACUGGCGUGAACCGCUACACCCAGAGCCAGUGUGUUGGUCUGGCGAACUGUCUGGCCAGGGGCGACAAGCACCUGCGACAGCGUCUGGUCGCCACGGUGACCACGGUGUACGCGCGACACCCUUCGUCUUCCGCCGGUGUGGAGUCUUGA